AUAACUCAGGCCUAAGCAAAGGCUUGGCAAUUUGAAAUCCACCUAGUUAACUAAUACUAGUAUCAGGCAUUAAGGUGUUAAAGAUGGGAUUUGUUUUUGUACUUUGCUUGUGUUUGUCUGUCCGUGUCUCUGCUGUAACACAGCUGCACUCGUGCGCAGAUGUCUACACAUCGGACCUCACCCGGACUAGCGGUGAAUACACCAUAUCUAAUAGACAAGGUCAAACCUACCAUGUAUACUGUGAAAUACACGACGGUUACGGGUACACGUACGUUUCUCCGGCCACCAGCGUGCCUGUGAACAUCGCUGACCUUGUGAAAGGCAGUAACAACAGUCAUGUUCUCAUCAGGGACUUGAGAACAAACGGAAAACAAUAUGUUGCGUGGCUAGAGCAGAUUUCUAGAUUAGCCAGCACUCCCCUGUCUAUACAAUACAAUGCUCACGCGAACUACAACGGCAUUUUGAACGCUAAUAUGGCCCCAUACAUAUACGUUGGCUUCACCCCAGCUGCAAAAAUACACAUGGGUGAAGUGCACGGCUACAGGGUUAACGGACAUGACGUCACGUACACGAACUGUGACGGAAAUCCAAACAGCUACUUCGCUUUAUUAUUUAACAAGAACAAAAAUGCAGUAACAAAUUAUGGUUCGGACAGUACUUUGAUUCAUCAAUGGGUAGACGCAGCCAAUGAAGUACCGCCUAGUGAAAAUAUCCCAAUAUCAUACUUCUCAGAAUAUGAAACGCAUUUCGGUGGGUGUGGCGGAUUUGCAACAACUCACGUAAUUCCGCACGUGCAAGGGGCUGCUCUUGGAAUUAGAUAUAAUGUCGUCUGCCCAAAUCCUCCUGAUAUACAAAACGGUUCAAAACGCGUGUCUGGAAAUCUGUUUGUUGGAAGUACAGUAACGUACACUUGUGACAUAGGCUACAAAGUUCUUAGAGGAGACUCAACUCGUACCUGCUCAAAAACUGGUAAAUGGACGGGGUUGACGCCAUUUUGCGGACAGUUUCCGUGUGACAGUCAACCGUGUCAAAAUGGUGGCUUUUGUUUUGCAUCGGAAGGCUCCACCUAUGUUUGUGAGUGCCUAGAGAAUUUUGCAGGACAGAACUGUCAGAACAGAAUUCAAAGUGGUAGGAAAUAAUAUAAA
This is a messenger RNA of Ruditapes philippinarum (Manila clam), 1145 nucleotides long. RefSeq lists its product as uncharacterized. The transcript has 5 exons. The coding region runs from base 84 to 1139 and encodes 351 amino acids. The record is from RefSeq and is a predicted model, not a curated record. Lineage: Eukaryota; Metazoa; Mollusca; Bivalvia; Venerida; Veneridae.